This is a messenger RNA of Bipolaris victoriae FI3, 1650 nucleotides long. RefSeq names its product multicopper oxidase. The transcript has 3 exons. Gene Ontology annotation, biological process: reductive iron assimilation; cellular response to iron ion starvation. Lineage: Eukaryota; Fungi; Ascomycota; Dothideomycetes; Pleosporales; Pleosporaceae. Gene Ontology annotation, cellular component: high-affinity iron permease complex. Gene Ontology annotation, molecular function: copper ion binding; ferroxidase activity. The record is from RefSeq and is a predicted model, not a curated record. The coding region runs from base 1 to 1650 and encodes 549 amino acids.
AUGCAUAUUCCUCGGGCUGCAUACUUCUUAGUGUGCGCCACCGUGGCGUUUGCUAAGACUGUUAGCUACGACUUUACCGUCGGCUAUGUGACGGCCGCCCCUGAUGGCUUCUCCAGACAAGUCAUAGGGAUUAAUGGUAAAUGGCCCAUUCCCACUAUUGAGUGUGAUGUAGGCGACACCUUGGUCAUCACUGUGCACAACGGACUUCCGGAUCAAACUACAUCUCUUCAUUUCCAUGGCAUCUGGCAGACUGGCACACAACUAUCCGAUGGGCCUAGUGGCAUUACACAAUGUCCUAUUCAACCUGGACAAUCAUAUACCUACACAUUCGUCGCGAACCCCGCUGGCACACAUUGGUACCAUGCGCAUGAAAAGGGUCAAUACCCAGAUGGUCUCCGAGGGAAAAUGAUUGUACACGACAGGGCCUGGGAGAAGACGUUGGGAAUCGAUAAGCAGAUCUUCUUGUCAAUGUCUGAUUGGUUUCAUCGCUCCAUGCCCGAGUUGAUUAAUGACUACAUGAGUCCCGAUAAUGCCGACGCCAGGUUUGACUCGCCAAACGCUUUCCUCUUCAACGACUCUAACAAGCCUUUUGACCUCAAACUGGCCAAGGGCAAGAAAUAUCUGCUCCGUAUCGUCAACACUGCGGCAGUUGCGUGUGGCCAGUUCCAUGUCGACAACUACACGCUUUCUGUCGUUGAGGUUGAUGGUGUCCAGGUACAGCCCCAGGAAACUGAUAGAAUCUUGAUCUGUGCUGGCCAGAGUUACGGUGUAGUAGUCAAGGGCCAAGACGAUCCAAAAGGCGCGUCCAACUGGCACGCGUCCAUGGACACAGACAUGCUUCCUGGCGCUCCUCCUCCAAAGGACGACAUAUCCGUUAUUGGGAGAAUCGUCUACGACGUGAUGCAAGAGGUCGAAGCGAUCGAAAGGGAAUUACCCAACAUCGCUCGCGCCGAAGCCCGCAUCCUCGAUGAUUUCUACAUAAAGCCGCUGGAUGGCCAGAAGCUCCUGGGACCGGUGAACAACCGGAUCGACUUCACAACAAACCAGACCUACUUCCCUGGAAUCGGAACGCGGACACCUCUUAACGCUGACCCUUGGGUCGCACCCAAAGUCCCUACACUCUACACUGCCCUGACAACCGGCAGCAUGGACCCAGCAACCUACGGCCCUGGCGUCAACCCCUGGAUCAUCCAAUCCGGAGAAAUCGUCCAGAUCCACAUGAACAACCCCCACGGCCGCCCCCACCCCAUGCACCUCCACGGCCACGUCUUCCAAGUCGUCGCCAAAGGCCCCGGCCUAUGGAACGGCCAAGAAACAAACUUCCCCGACGUCCCCUCCAAGCGUGACGGCCUCGUCGUCCCAGCAAACGGCCACGCCGUUAUUCGCUUCAAAGCUGAUAACCCCGGCGUGUGGUUCUUCCACUGCCACGUCGAUUUCCACGCCGUCGGCGGCAUGGCUGCUACUAUUAUCGAGUCGCCGAAUCUACUCCAGGGCUCCGUUCCCGAGGCGGGCAAGGCGCUUUGCGAUGCUGGUGGUAUGCCCUCGAGCGGUAAUUGUGCGGGCGAGUCGUUUAGGAUUACGGCAGCGGAGGCGCGCGAGAAGUGUAAUACCGUGUUUAACACAAAGGUCCGCGGCGCGAAGCUCGGAUAG